AUGCCUGCGCGGACAACUGCGCGCCCAAGGCGUGCCCCUGGCACCUCGAGGCCGAGCGGGAGAGGGUCUGGCGCAUCGGCGAGCGCAGAGCCCACUGAUACACCGGAUAACCCUCUACGACAGCGAAUAUGCUCCAUAUUUGGCGACGCACAGAAGACUACGGCUACUCAUCGAAAAUUGGCUGUCAAUCUGCGCAAGAUUCACGAGGCAUGCUGCUACGAGCCGACCACUGGUAAAGCCAGCCAGGGGGAGGGGUUUGACGAGGCAACAUUCAACAAGGAGUUUGUGCGCUGCGUUCUGAAAGCGAUGCCUGUGAAGAAGACGGAAAGUGCAGGAGAGAAGAUCAUCAAGUUCGCUGGCUUCUUCCUUCGGCAUGCGAGCGACAAAGAUUACGAGAUCCUGGGAGAUCAAGGGGCAGACGACAGUAUUUUGCCCGAGACGCCAGGCACUCGCCUCGCAGCGGAGGUGUUGGAGGCCGUCCUCCCUUUAAUGACUGCGAAAGACAAAUUUGUGCGCUUCAGGGCGACACAGCUCGUUUCAUUCACCGUCAACUCCCUCGAAGCGAUCGACGACGACCUAUUCCAAAAACUGCGGUACGGACUGCUCAAAAGAAUCCGCGACAAGGAGGCCAUGGUCCGUUCUCAGGCGGUUCUGGGCCUUGGUCGACUUGCUGGCAACCAUACAGAGGGUGGCAACGACUCAGAUGACAGUGACGAUGACCAAGGUGGCUUGCUGGAGAAGUUGCUCGAUGUGUUAAAGAACGAUCCGGCUGCAGACGUCCGCAAGUCCUUACUCGUAACACUGCCCAUCACACAAGCCACCCUGCCUUUGCUGCUGGAAAGGGCAAGAGAUCAGGAUCCUGCCACUAGGCGCACUGUCUACUCGCGCUUAUUGCCUUCGCUCGGUGACUUCCGGCACCUAUCGCUCUCGAUGCGCGAGAAGCUCUUGCGGUGGGGCUUGCGUGACAGAGACGAGAAUGUUCGAAAAGCCGCUGGUCGCCUGUUUCGCGAACGGUGGAUCGAAGACUGCGCCGGUGUACCGGCCGAAGGCGAUCAACAAGCCGACGCUGGUCCCAAUUUUGACGGUUUGUUGGAGCUUCUUGAGCGUAUUGAUGUGAUCCACUCAGGGGUCGAGAACGGCGUCGCGCUCGAGGCCAUGAAGGGGUUCUGGGAAGGCCGUCCCGAUUAUCGCGAAAACGUGGAACUGGACAACACGUUCUGGGAAACACUGUCCGCCGAGUCGGCUUUCAUGGCUCGCAGCUACAAUGACUUUUGCCGCAACGAAGGCAAUGGCAAGUACGAGCGCCUUAUAGACGAGAAACUUCCGGAAGUGACCAGGCUUGCAUUCUAUCUCGAGCGCUACCUCCAGGUACUUGCUGAAGCAAUCAAGCGAGUAAACCAGCAAGAAGGCGACGAAGAUGAAGAAGAGGACACAACCGAACAGGAGUUUAUUGUCGAACAAUUACUGCACAUUGCGAUGACUUGCGACUACUCGGACGAGGUGGGCCGGCGGAAAAUGUUCACCUUGAUGCGAUCCUCGUUGUCGAACCCGGACAUGCCAGAUGAGGUCACCAAGCUUACCAUCGAGGUGCUGCAAGGGAUCUGCUCCCCCGAUGCAGCUGGUGAGCGAGAGUUUUGCAGUAUCGUUCUGGAGGCUGUCACCGACGUACACGAUACUAUCAUGGACGAGCCAGCCGAAGACGAGGGUGAAAGCUUUCACUCUGCAAGAUCCGAGAUCAGCUCGGAGAGUGGCCCAGCGAAGACCAACAAGCGCGAGGGCAAGCCCGAGCUCAGCGAGGAAGAAGCUCGCGACAAGGCGGUCAAGGAGAUUUUGGUCAACAUGAAGUGCCUGCACAUUGUGCAAUGCAUGCUCACGCAUGUUGCUGGAAAUCUUCAAGACAAUACCGAUUUGGUCGCCAUGUUGAAUAACCUGGUUGUGCCUGCGGUCCGAAGCCAUGAAGCACCAGUUCGCGAAAGAGGACUUCUCCUGACGUCAACACCAGGCCUUCUCAAAGUCUAUCUCAAGGCUGUCAAGGGCAACGCCAAAUCUGCAGAGGUGCAGGCAGCGGCAACGGUGGCAGCCACAAAGCUCCUCUUGGGUCGCGUGGUCAGCGAUCUUGAAGCAAGCCAUGACUUGCUCAAGUCGUUGGUUGUGGCCUACUUUGAUCCAGCUUCAGCUCAUAACCAGACUGUCAGACAGGCGCUGAACUAUUUCUUACCUGUAUUCUGCUACUCAAGGCCUGAUAAUCAGGAUCUCAUGCGCUCGGUAGCUCUCGAGUCGCUACACGCACUCCUCAAUGUCCGAGAGAACUUUGAGGACGAUGACGUGGACGUGGACGAGGACAUGGUCAGCUUGAGCACGAUUGGCGCAUGCCUUGUGGACUGGACGGAUCCCAGAAAGUGCUACACGCCGAUCCUAAUUCCAGAUGCGGACAAGAGAAAUGUCAACGGCGACGUGCAUUUGGAGCUUGCCAUGGACAUUUUGGAAAGACUGAAUUCGAACAUUAGCAAGGAGGAGAAGAAGCUCGUUGCUUCUUUGCUGGGUAAACUUUACAUCUCACCUGGUUCGUCCCCGGAUCGCCUCCGCGAGACAUACACCGAGGUGUCAUGCGCCGUGGAAGACGGUAUCCUCACGGAUGCCACCAGCCGAAACGCACUGUAUAAAGUCCACGUCAGCUUAGGCAAGAUCGUCAAUGGGCUAGACGAAAGCAAAGCUGCGCCAACAGAUCUCCGUGCUAGUGUCAGGAGCAGCACCGCGCCAACUGAGAGGCAAGAUACAGAGGAUCGCUCAGGUCUUGAGUCAACGAGCAUACCAGAAGAAGAGGAGGUUGCCGACGAGACUGCUGCGCUGAAGAAAGAGGAAGACAUGAGCUUGGACGACGAGGGUGUGACCGAGGCAGGUAACGAUACGCAAGCAUCGUAG
This is a messenger RNA of Emericellopsis cladophorae, 2922 nucleotides long. RefSeq names its product Condensin complex subunit-like protein. The transcript is spliced from 3 exons. The coding region runs from base 1 to 2922 and encodes 973 amino acids. Gene Ontology annotation, biological process: mitotic chromosome condensation. The record is from RefSeq and is a predicted model, not a curated record. Gene Ontology annotation, cellular component: condensin complex; condensed chromosome. NCBI's taxonomy places the organism in Eukaryota, Fungi, Ascomycota, Sordariomycetes, Hypocreales, Bionectriaceae.